AUGCAAAUCUUCGUCAAAACAUUAACUGGAAAGACAAUCACACUUGAGGUCGAGGCCUCGGACACCAUUGACAAUGUCAAGUCCAAGAUCCAAGAUAAGGAAGGUAUUCCACCUGACCAGCAGAGAUUGAUCUUUGCCGGUAAGCAGUUGGAGGAUGGCAGAACGUUGUCCGACUACAACAUCCAGAAGGAGUCUACUUUGCACUUGGUGCUCAGAUUGAGAGGUGGUAUGCAAAUC
This is a messenger RNA of Metschnikowia bicuspidata var. bicuspidata NRRL YB-4993, 237 nucleotides long. RefSeq names its product ubiquitin (gene UBI4). Lineage: Eukaryota; Fungi; Ascomycota; Pichiomycetes; Serinales; Metschnikowiaceae. The transcript has a single exon. Gene Ontology annotation, molecular function: protein tag activity; ubiquitin protein ligase binding. The record is from RefSeq and is a predicted model, not a curated record. The annotation marks the transcript as partial. Gene Ontology annotation, biological process: modification-dependent protein catabolic process; protein ubiquitination. Gene Ontology annotation, cellular component: nucleus; cytoplasm.